This is a messenger RNA of Eptesicus fuscus (big brown bat), 719 nucleotides long. RefSeq names its product cytotoxic T-lymphocyte associated protein 4 (gene CTLA4). The record is from RefSeq and is a predicted model, not a curated record. NCBI's taxonomy places the organism in Eukaryota, Metazoa, Chordata, Mammalia, Chiroptera, Vespertilionidae. The transcript is spliced from 4 exons. The coding region runs from base 48 to 719 and encodes 223 amino acids. Gene Ontology annotation, cellular component: membrane; external side of plasma membrane. Gene Ontology annotation, biological process: negative regulation of regulatory T cell differentiation; immune response; regulation of T cell proliferation.
GGUUUCGCUCUGCUUCCUGAAGGCCCGAGCUCCGCUCCCGCAGCGCCAUGGCUGGCUUUGGGUUCCCGAGGCGCGGGGCUCCGGGGCACCUGCCCCCCAGGACCUGGCCCUGCACCGCGCUGCUUUCUCUUCUUUUCAUCCCUGUCUUCUCCAAAGGGAUGCAGGUGACCCAGCCUGCAGUGGUGCUGGCCAGCAGCCGGGGUGUAGCCAGCUUUGUGUGUGAGUAUGAAUCUUCAGGCAAAGCUGCCGAGGUCCGGGUGACAGUGCUGCGGAAGGUUGGCAGCCAGAUGACUGAAGUCUGCGCCACAACGUACAUGGUGGAGAAGGAGUUGACCUUCCUAGAUGAUUCCACCUGCACUGGCACUUCCAGUGGAAACAAAGUGAACCUCACCAUCCAAGGGCUGACGGCCAUGGACAUGGGCCUCUACAUCUGCAAGGUGGAGCUCCUGUACCCACCUCCCUACUAUGUGGGCAUGGGCAAUGGAACCCAGAUUUAUGUCAUUGAUCCAGAACCAUGCCCGGAUUCUGAUUUCCUCCUCUGGAUCCUUGCAGCAGUUAGUUCGGGGUUAUUUUUUUACAGUUUCCUCAUCACAGCUGUUUCUUUGAGCAAAAUGCUAAAGAAAAGAAGUCCUCUUACUACAGGGGUCUAUGUGAAAAUGCCCCCCACUGAGCCAGAAUGUGAAAAGCAAUUUCAGCCGUAUUUUAUUCCCAUCAAUUGA